This is a messenger RNA of Trichoplax adhaerens, 462 nucleotides long. RefSeq lists its product as uncharacterized. The transcript is spliced from 4 exons. NCBI's taxonomy places the organism in Eukaryota, Metazoa, Placozoa, Uniplacotomia, Trichoplacea, Trichoplacidae. Gene Ontology annotation, molecular function: calcium ion binding. The record is from RefSeq and is a predicted model, not a curated record. The annotation marks the transcript as partial.
ACUGUGGACGUAAGUAAAUCGGGCCACAUUUCAGUGACGGAGCUAAGGCAAGCCUUGGUUAACAACAAUUGGACAACAUUUAACGAAGAAACCUGCCGUCUUUUAAUUGGAAUGUUCGAUAGUAACAAGAAUGGUACCAUUGAUGUUCAUGAAUUUGAAUCGUUACUGGAAUAUGUCAAGCAAUGGCAAAAUUGUUUUAAUCAAUUCGACAAAGACAGAUCCGGAAAUAUUGAUGCUAAUGAACUACAGCAAGCAUUUAACACAUUUGGUUACCGUUUAUCAACCACCUUCUGCAACUUAUGCGUUCGAGUAUUUGACCGUGGAGAUGUUAGAACCAUGAAAUUUGACGACUUUAUUCAAUGUUGCGUAAUGCUAAAAUCUUUAACGGAUAAAUUUCGCAAGAAAGAUGCCGCUCAAUCAGGCGUCGUUCGUGUUUCUUAUCCAGAGGUAUCAAUAAUUUAA